CUCUUGGGUAUGAAAAUGGCACUGAGGUCAUGAAGAAUGCCUUUGUUCUUAAGAGAUGCACUGCAGAAGUAUUUAUGAUAGGAAAUCUCUGAAAAGGAACAGACGUGAGUCCCAGUCUUUCGGCCCAAGGUUCGCGCGUGCGCACAGCCCCCUCUUUCCGAGACUUAUUUCGCGCGGCCGAAGAAUCAGAUUGUGCCCACAAGGCGGAAAUGUACGACAGCGGGUUCCGACAGCGGGUUCCGGUGACCACGAAGGCGGCAAAGGCGACGGAAUGGAGGAGGUGCCUCACGACUGUCCAGGGGCCGACAGCGCCCAGGCGGGCAGAGGGGCUUCAUGUCAGGGAUGCCCCAACCAGCGGCUGUGCGCUUCUGGAGCGGGGGCCACUCCAGACCCGGCUAUAGAGGAAAUCAAAGAGAAAAUGAAGACCGUAAAACACAAAAUCUUGGUAUUGUCUGGGAAAGGCGGUGUUGGGAAAAGCACAUUCAGCGCCCACCUUGCCCAUGGCCUAGCAGAGGAUGAAAACACACAGGUUCACCAGAGUGGCUCAGGCUGGUCUCCAGUGUACGUGGAAGACAACCUGGGGGUGAUGUCAGUGGGCUUCCUGCUCAGCAGUCCUGAUGAUGCUGUUAUCUGGAGGGGACCCAAGAAAAACGGCAUGAUCAAGCAGUUCCUCCGAGAUGUGGACUGGGGAGAGGUCGACUACCUCAUUGUGGACACCCCACCUGGGACGUCGGAUGAACACCUCUCGGUCGUCCAGUACCUGGCCGCAGCACACAUCGAUGGAGCAGUGAUCAUCACCACUCCCCAGGAGGUGUCACUCCAGGAUGUCCGGAAAGAAAUCAACUUCUGCCGCAAGGUGAAGCUGCCCAUCAUCGGGGUGGUGGAGAACAUGAGUGGCUUCAUCUGUCCUAAGUGCAAGAAAGAAUCUCAGAUAUUCCCUCCCACAACCGGGGGCGCGGAGCUCAUGUGCCAGGACUUGGAGGUCCCUCUCCUCGGCAGAGUGCCCCUGGAUCCACUCAUAGGAAUCCAAGAGUUUUGUAAUCUCCAUCAGUCAAAAGAAGAGAACCUCAUCAGUUCCUGAAACGAGAGAAUGUUCAGGACCAAGCAGUUACCGAGCGAGGCACUCACUGGGCAGCACAUCCAGCCAGACCCGACUAGCUCCGGGAUGGGGUGGGUCACAGCAAAAAGGGACCAGAUGCUGGUGUGGUCCGAAGCCACUUUGUCAGAGACACUUUAAUCAUUGAGUAUUUGUACACUUUUCUUUAGAACAUAUAUAAAGGGCAUUCUCUACAAAUGUGCCGUUUUAAGAAUAAAACCCCCUCAAAUCUC
Messenger RNA from Gorilla gorilla gorilla (western lowland gorilla), 1329 nucleotides. RefSeq names its product NUBP iron-sulfur cluster assembly factor 1, cytosolic (gene NUBP1). The coding region runs from base 56 to 1081 and encodes 341 amino acids. Gene Ontology annotation, molecular function: ATP-dependent FeS chaperone activity; ATP hydrolysis activity; 4 iron, 4 sulfur cluster binding. Gene Ontology annotation, cellular component: cytosol. Lineage: Eukaryota; Metazoa; Chordata; Mammalia; Primates; Hominidae. The record is from RefSeq and is a predicted model, not a curated record. The transcript is spliced from 9 exons. Gene Ontology annotation, biological process: iron-sulfur cluster assembly.